CCACUGCACCGACCGCAACCGAGACACUAGCUAGACUCUAGAUCGAGAAGAGAGCCAUCGGACGUUUCAUUGAUCAUGGUGAGGCAGGGCGCGCAGCUGAAGAAGAUGCUCCGGAGGUGCUCGUCGAGCCUGGGAAGGAGGGACGAGGCUGGGCCACCGGAGGACGUGCCCAGAGGCCACUUCACGGUGUACGUCGGCACGGGUAGGAGCCGGUACAUCGUGCCGGUGGCCUGCCUGGACGCGCUCGAGUUCCAGGAGCUGCUCAGGAAGGCCGAGGAGGAGUUCGGGUUCAGCCACGACAUGGGCAUCACCCUGCCCUGCGACGAGGCCACCUUCCACGCCGUGCUUGCCACCGCAGCCAUCAGAUAGGCGGUGAUGCCGCCGCCGUGCGCACCAUUCCGUGCAUUGCAUUGCUUGACCAUCUGUAGAACUGUACGUAGAAACAGCUGGCUAGAAGAUUGUUCUCGUCGUAUUUUGUAAUGUUGUUGAUCGGUUGGUCGAGGCAUUCGAUCGAGGUAUGAAAAUCUCAGAGCGGUGUUGCCGUUUUGGCUGCCCUGUGAGAACAAGCAGAUCGCAAGAUCUUGCCAAGUAAAAAUCCACGAUUUUUCUUCA
This is a messenger RNA of Panicum virgatum (switchgrass), 612 nucleotides long. Its product is annotated as auxin-responsive protein SAUR50-like. Bases 76 to 369 code for a protein of 97 amino acids. NCBI's taxonomy places the organism in Eukaryota, Viridiplantae, Streptophyta, Magnoliopsida, Poales, Poaceae. The transcript has a single exon. The record is from RefSeq and is a predicted model, not a curated record. Gene Ontology annotation, biological process: response to auxin.